UGGAAGGCUCACUAAAUUACAAAUGUGCGUUUUAUCAAGCAUGACAGCAGGGAAGGUGGGUAAAUCGGAGUAUCACUGCUUUUUCUUCAAAUCACCUGUGUCUCCUGUGAAGGUCAACCAUGUUACACAGCGCUGCAGAUGUGAUCGGAACCGCAGAGCAGGAGAUGACGACCACGGAUAUAAAGUCGGCCGGGGCGCAGCCGAGUGGCAUUCUCAGCUCAGCACCAACAUCGCGAGAUGCGGCGCCCGGUUCUUCUCUUCGCGGUAAUCGCUCUGGCCAACGCCAACAGCGUCAAUGAGCCCCCUCCGAAGCACUACGGGGCGCCGAAGUACCCCUACCGCCGCCCGCUGGGCGCUGACGGCGCGGUCGGCGCGGCCACGGACACCCUGCUCACUCCCAGCCUCACCAGCGUCAACGUGAACCCGCUGAUCGGCGCCGGCGGCCUGUCGCUGGACCCCUCCAGCACCGACAUCAGCGAGCAGGGCAGCUUCCUCGUCGAGGACAGCCUGGCGCCGGCCGACGGCGGCCUCCCGCUCGGACUGCGCAGCGACUCUCGCCUGAACGGCUUCGACCUCAGCACCGACGGCGGCCCCAUCACCCCUGACUCGGUGACCAUCGACGAGGGCGCGCUGCGUGAGCUGGCCGCCGGCGACCCCGGCCUGCUGGACGCGCCGCUGGCCAGCUCUCUGGCCGGCAAUGAUCUCGAGGACGGCUCCGAACUGGUGACGGAAGGUGGUCGGCGCCGACGGCGCUACCGCUGGUUCAUUUCGUUCCUGGAGCCGUCCACACGCGGCCGGCGGUACACGUGGCGCCAGGCGGCCUACCAGUGCGCCCGCCGCGGACUGGUGCUCGUCUCCAUCGAGAACUUCCGCAAAGACCGGGCCGUCAACAGCGUGCUCGACAGGCUCGACAGCGGCCGUCUGCUGCCGAUCGUGUGGACGUCGGGUACGCGGCGCGGACGGCGGUUCCAGUGGCGCACGGGGCAGACGAUCGGCACGCCGGGCAGCUACACCAACUGGGGCACCAGUGGCCCGCUCGGCCGCCGGCAGCCCGAUAACGCGUUCGGCAACGAGUUCUGCCUGGCGGCGCUCAAGUCGCCCACCCGGCGCCGCUCCGUCUGGCACGACGUGGCCUGCAACAACAUCGCAGAGUUCAUAUGCGAGCGGCCCUACCGCCGCAAUAGGGUCGCUGUUUUUGAUGGUUUAUUCGGCGACGACGACGACAGGAAAUGAUAUUCGGCGAGGAAUAUCUAUGUAGUGAACGCUGGGCCCAGAGAAACUUGGACCUGAUUCCAAGAGCAAAUAAAAAGAACACUAAAAUGCAAAUACGGCAAAAGUGCAUGAAACGUGCAUCACAUGGUUAAUAAAGAACAUGAAGGUGGUGACCUCAGGUGCAAUGUUGUGAAUCAUUCUUCUUAUUUCUUUAUUUUUACGCAAGCACAAUCAUCACCGCCUCCACCACAUAUUUAUCGCUAUUCAAGGCCAAAUCAGUUGUCUUUCAUUCGUACGCACGUAAAUUCAGCCUGACUCAUACCUAACUAUGAAUUAGUGAACCUCCUCCGCUUACAUACCUAUUUUGCUUAUUACUCUGAGCAGUGGGUAUUACUCACUACUGGGUAAUAUAUGUCACGUCGACCAGAAACAAACGGUAGGUCGGUUUAGCGCUACACACACCAAUUAACCCGCGCUCCGCUGGGGGGAGGCAGAAUCUGCCCCCUCCCGUUUUUCGCCAAUAAUUUAUAAACGUGUAACGCCAGCGACGUCAAACUUUCAGUACCUUAUGAUACAUCACUUUAACAAUUUC
Amphibalanus amphitrite is the source of this 1804-nucleotide messenger RNA. RefSeq lists its product as uncharacterized. The transcript has 5 exons. Lineage: Eukaryota; Metazoa; Arthropoda; Thecostraca; Balanomorpha; Balanidae. Gene Ontology annotation, biological process: biological process involved in interspecies interaction between organisms. Bases 238 to 1233 code for a protein of 331 amino acids. Gene Ontology annotation, molecular function: carbohydrate binding. Gene Ontology annotation, cellular component: external side of plasma membrane. The record is from RefSeq and is a predicted model, not a curated record.